GGCGAGGUUAGCGAUGAGGCGGCCGCGGGGAGCAGCCGGAGGAGUUUGUUCGUUCCCCAUCUGCCCGAUGCUCUGAGCCGGAGUCUCCUCCUCCCCCCGGGCUCGCACCCGGGCUGGAUGCUCCAGUCGCUCCUCGCUCCGCAGCCGCCGCCCGAUUCCCGCGAGCCAUGGAGCCGCCCGCAGCCGCCCUGGACAGCACUCCGGACCCCGCCAUCGUGCAGCCCCCCGGGAGCAGCCCGCCCGUGCCCCCCCGGGAACAGCAGCAGCAGGAGCAGCUGCGGAUCGGGGAGAGCGGGCAGUUCGGCGAGGGGCCGGAGGACAGAGGUUUACUAGAAAGCAGUACAAGGCUAAAACCUCAUGAAGCUCAAAGCUACAGAAAGAAGGCAUUGUGGGUUUCCUGGGUCUCCAUUAUUGUCACACUGGCUCUUGCAGUGGCUGCUUUCACUGUCUCCGUAAUGAGAUACAGUGCAUCAUCGUUUGGAUUUGCUUUUGAUGCUACCCUGGAUGUUUUGUCAUCAGCGAUAGUUUUGUGGCGUUACAGCAACGCAGCUGCUGUACAUUCUGCACACAGGGAGUACAUAGCCUGUGUUAUCUUGGGUGUCAUAUUCCUCCUCUCAUCUAUAUGUAUUGUGAUCAAAGCUAUCCACGAUCUUGCAAAGAAGGUUCUUCCAGAAGUGGAUGACUUUCUGUAUAGUGUCUCCGUUUUAAGUGGCAUCCUCUGCACUGUUUUGGCAGUAAUCAAGUUUAUGCUGGGCAAGGUCCUUACAAGCAGAGCGCUGAUAACUGAUGGUGAGUGCUUCAACUCUCUUGUAGGUGGAAUAAUGGGAUUUUCCAUCCUUCUUAGCGCAGAAGUCUUUAAACACAAUUCUUCUGUCUGGUAUCUGGAUGGCAGUAUAGGAGUUUUAAUCGGACUUACAAUAUUUGCCUAUGGAAUCAAGUUGCUUAUUGAUAUGGUGCCCCGUGUACGGCAAACGCGCCACUAUGAGAUGUUUGAGUGAAGAUCACACCCCUCUUUGUAAGGACUGUAAAACUACAGCAGUUUUGGCAAGUGGUGCCAAUGGUAUUUUAUUAAACAUGCAGUUUGUUCCCCGUGGUCCGUUUUUGUUAACGUUUGUUUUAAUGGGAAAUCUCUCUGUAAAAUUGGCAUAUGUGCACACUGCUUGCAAUUCAGUGAAACAGCAGCAUUUUUCUUUCAAAUAUGCUAUUGAUUCCUGUGACAAUAGAAAACAUGCAGUUUGCAGUUUUAACCCAGCUGCCACAUUGUAUAUUCUGGAGUGAAAGUGUUCUUAAUGAUGUGAUAAACCUGUGGAUAAAGAAGUGCCAGUUUCAGAUCUUGUUCUUUUGCCCUGGCCUGUAUUUUCCUAAACACAUGCUGUAACAGAAGUGCAAUCCUUGCUAACCUCUUUGGCUAACAGAAUAUCCUGUUGUAAAGAGUGGACUCCAAGAGCUGUGUUGCUUUGAAACACUUACCUGGGAUCUCCCUUCACCCCUUUUUAAAUAGGCCCACGGAAAGAGAGGUUACAAACCUUUCUGGGAUCAGAGUGGUUCUUCAUUUUAGCCCUAAACUAAGUGAAACGAUACCUCUUCAACUUAAAUUCUAUUUUUUCUUAAGAAGACACUGUUGGUUGCUUUGCAUGGACCAAACAAGCACACACAGUAUUACUGUACAGACCAAAGCCAAGAAGUCAUGCAAGGAAGAGAAGCUGCUUGAGGAAUGGGACUUUUUAUUCUAUUAUACUUUACACGGACGUGUCGGUGUGUGUGACUGUGGUUGCUCUGUAGUCUGACGAUGGCACAGCAGUGGCUCAACUGGGUGGUGAGAUAGAGAUCUAUUUAUUAGAUUUAGAUUGUUCUGUAAAGUGUUGCUCACCUUCCAUUGCACAUCUUAUGUAUUACUUACUAGCAGGUUAAAUUAUGAAAGAAACUUGAUGUAUAAACAAUAAAACUGGUAUCUAUUUUAUACAAUACCGUAAGUAACAUUUAAAAUCUAUUUCCAGAAUGUACCAUAGAGCAAAGUCUUCCUGUAUAGCAGCCUAUUAAACUAGAUUCUCUGGCUAUA
This is a messenger RNA of Gallus gallus (chicken), 2059 nucleotides long. It is a transcript of the gene TMEM163, whose product is annotated as transmembrane protein 163. The record is from RefSeq and is a predicted model, not a curated record. Gene Ontology annotation, cellular component: synaptic vesicle membrane. The transcript has 8 exons. Gene Ontology annotation, molecular function: zinc ion binding. Lineage: Eukaryota; Metazoa; Chordata; Aves; Galliformes; Phasianidae. Bases 168 to 998 code for a protein of 276 amino acids.